This is a messenger RNA of Cooperia oncophora, 600 nucleotides long. Lineage: Eukaryota; Metazoa; Nematoda; Chromadorea; Rhabditida; Trichostrongylidae. The record is from the annotation of a GenBank genome assembly.
AUGACGACCUUACUUCUUUGCAACUGCGCUUUGGCGAGCGUAGUCCAGACGUUGGAAUCAGGUGCUUGCAGCUACCCGAAGAUCCCAGUGGAAUGGGUAUCUGUGGGUAAGAAAGAAUUUGACACCAUGAAAUCAGACACUAUUCAGCGUGACCCGAUUGCAAACAAUUCAAUUGUAAUAACGCUACUGAUGCUCGAGUGGUUAGCAAAGUAUUUUGGAAGAGGAGUUUCGCUGGACGACACAUUUCAUACAACCAGAUAUAAUUUAAGACUAGUCACCCUGAUGGUAUCAGAUGAGAAGGAUCGCGGUCUCCCAGGAGGGUCAGCACAAGUAGUUAUGAACCUUUCUUCCCAGUGGAACAAUGACAAAAGCAGAUGUCCAGAGGUUGUUCAUGGAAGUGAGGAGUUUAUUGCCCAAUUUUUCCCUACGACCAUGAUGACAGAUGAGGCCCGUGUUUCACAAUGGAUUCUGUGCUGUUCUCCCGGAAGCGCGUACACGGCUUUACUUUUGCAGGUUCCAUAUAUGGCAAACGUGGGAAAGGAAAACAAUAGAGCUUGUGAAGGUUUGUGGGAUUCCGUGUUCGGUAUUGAAAAGAAAUAA